Messenger RNA from Ruditapes philippinarum (Manila clam), 1878 nucleotides. RefSeq names its product glycine receptor subunit alpha-2-like. The record is from RefSeq and is a predicted model, not a curated record. Bases 48 to 1331 code for a protein of 427 amino acids. Lineage: Eukaryota; Metazoa; Mollusca; Bivalvia; Venerida; Veneridae. The transcript is spliced from 9 exons. Gene Ontology annotation, cellular component: synapse; neuron projection; membrane. Gene Ontology annotation, biological process: chloride transmembrane transport; nervous system process; signal transduction. Gene Ontology annotation, molecular function: GABA-A receptor activity; neurotransmitter receptor activity; chloride channel activity.
UAUUCAAUUUGUUUUAAAUUGUAGAUACGGUUUGAUCAUUCAUCAGUAUGAAGAAACCUUUUAUUGCCUUACUUAUCAACACCAUUGCUUGCAUCUAUGAUGUCACGAGUGCGGAACUGCCCGGAAAAUCUUUGUCACAUGUUACAGGCGGGGCAAGGUCUUCUUACUUCCAAAAUAUUUCAAAAUCUGACAGACAACGAACACUUGAUGAACUACUAGCAUACUAUGACCCAAGGAUACCUCCAAACUAUGAGGAAGAUUUUCCAGUCACAGUUCUCGUUCAACUACAUAUAACCAACAUAGACAGUAUAAGUGAAUCAAAUAUGGACUACUCCAUUGGUAUGUUUCUACGACAAACGUGGAACGACAGUCGUCUAGCAUACAAGAAAUUGCCUACACUUAGGUCGUUAGAGCUAGAUUCCCGCCUUAUGGACAAUAUUUGGGUACCAGAUCUCUUCAUUGCCAAUGAAAAACAUGCUGAAUUUCACAUGGUAACAGUUCCAAAUAAAUUGAUGCACAUUUACCCAGAAGGACGGGUGCAGUACAGUCUAAGGAUAUCUGCAACUUUACAAUGUAAUAUGGAUCUUAGUAAAUAUCCACUCGAUUCACAGAUUUGUUACGUGAUGAUGGAAAGCUACGGCUACAGUACAGAAAACCUAGAAUUUCGUUGGAAUCCUAGUCCUGUAUCAAGAGAUCAGAGACUUCAACUUGCUCAAUUUAAACUUGGAGACAUGCGAACUUUUCAAUGUGAUAAGCAAUAUGUUGCAGUAAAUUAUACGUGUAUCACAUUAGAAUUUGAAUUAAAGAGAAGUUUUGGAUAUUACAUAACCCAGAUAUACAUACCUAGUAUACUAAUUGUUUGUUUGUCCUGGGUCUCCUUCUGGUUGGACAUAGACGCAGUGCCUGCACGAAUUUCUCUUGGUUUAUUGACUGUGUUAACAAUGACAACACAAAGUGCCGGUGCAAGAUCGUCUCUUCCGAAAGUCUCUUAUGUUAAAGGUAUCGAUGUGUGGAUGGCAACGUGUUUGUUAUUCGUAUUUGCCGCACUGAUAGAAUUUGCGUAUGUAAAUGUACACUCACGUGUGGAGAAACGUCGGCGGCAGAGCUGUGUAGGAACUCAUACAUUAAACAAUAUCAGCGAAAAAGAGGAAGAGGUUGAUUACGAUGCUAGGCGUCAAUCAAGGUUCAGAAUGUUCAUGCCAAGUAGAGAAAAGGCUCGAACAUGUGACCGUAUAUCAAGAAUAGCUUUUCCAAGUGUUUUCCUUAUAUUUAAUUUUAUAUAUUGGUGCAUAUAUGUAAUAUGGACACCUAAAAAUACAACAUUUUCUUGAAAGGAAAUUAAGUGAUUGCUAUAAUUUCGAUUUCUUUUUAUUCCUUAUGUUAUAGUUUUGUUCAUUUUUAUUAUCUCAGUUUCUCUUUUUAAAGAUUCAGUCAUUCAAUUAUGGAAAUGUUUUAAAAGUAUGCAUAUCACAUAUUCCAUUUACGAUGUUUUCACUGUAAAACAGUAUCAUAUGAAGUAUAAUGUAUUUGCAAUGUUCUGUAUGCUUUGAAGAGAAUACUUCUUUUUUCGAGAAAACAAUGUAUGACAUCGUGACAUUUCUUUAUUUUCAUACUGUUGAUAUUUGUUGAUAGUUAUUCAUAAAAUGGGUCAAACUUUGUUUACCUUCGUACGUGCAUUUUGAGAAAUGUGGAUGUAGAUUUUGCAGAGCAUUGCAGUAAUUUAUCAUUGUUUUGUAUGUUUGUAUGUUCCUUUUCAGGUACGAACGUUUCGUUAUUAGUUUGUUAUUAAUUGUUACGAAAUUUAAAUUAAAUUCAUAUAACAAUAUGUUGUUUUCUGCACAACAACUUUAAAAUGUUACUGUGUCAUGAAAUUAAAUG